Cuscuta epithymum is the source of this 2376-nucleotide messenger RNA. The record is from the annotation of a GenBank genome assembly. NCBI's taxonomy places the organism in Eukaryota, Viridiplantae, Streptophyta, Magnoliopsida, Solanales, Convolvulaceae.
AAAUAGCCUUUCCCUAUUCCAUUUCUUCUUUCUUAUUUCCAAUUUCGCAUCCCGACCCUUUACCCUAUUUCCUGAAUUCAAAAUCACUCAACUUCCAUUCCUCUCCUUCAAUCACUAAUCCGUUCGAACGCUUUAAUGGGUGCCAAUCACAGCCGUGAAGAUCUGGAGCGUUUGGAUUCCGACUCAGAAUCGGAAUACGGAACAGAGUCCGAAUCCCAGACUCAAGACAGCCAACGGGACGACGGCGAUGACGCCGAGACUCCUUCAUCCUACCGUCCGGAGACUUUAAACUCGCCUUCUUUGGACGAUAUCGAGACCAAGCUCAAGUCUCUGAAGCUCAAGUAUAAUGUCGGGUCGCAACAGGAUCCGGCUCUGAAGAACGCCAUUAAGCUGUACGCAUAUGUCCGAGAUAGCACUGCCAAGUCUAAAUGGGUCGUUUCGGACAAGCGGACUCCAUAUUUCUUCGUUAAAGGCGUAUCCGAGGAGGCAGAUGAAGAAGAAGAUGAAUCCUCUUGGUGGGUCUUGAAAAUAGGAAACAAGAUCCGGGUCAAAGUGGAUGAAAAUCUACAACUGAAAGCUUACAAAGAUCAGAAGAGGAUCGAUUUCAUUGCAAAUGGGGUGUGGGCUGCGAAGUUCUUUGAUGAGGAAGAGUAUACAUCCUUCUUUGACAAGUACAAAGCCUGCCUGUUUGAGAAUACUUAUGGCUACGAGGCAAACGAUGCUAACAAGGUCAAAGUAUAUGGUAAAGACUUCAUAGGUUGGGCAAAUCCGGAAAUUGCUGACGACUCUAUGUGGGAAGAUGCAGCAGACAGCUUCAAGACUCCAAUGAGAGAGCUUAAGCAGGAGUUUGAAGAAGCAGCUUCUAUUAAUGGUGGAGAAAUUCAAAGCUUAGCAUUAGGGGCUUUGGAUAAUAGCUUCCUGAUAAGUGAUUCAGGUGUUCAAGUCUUGAGGAACUAUAAUAAUGGGAUUCAAGGAAAAGGAAUGUAUGUUAACUUCGACAAAGAGAGAUUUAGUUCGAAUCAUUCAACUCCUAGGAAAGCUUUACUCAUGAGAGCCGAAACCAACAUGUUACUCAUGAGCCCCAUGAAUGAAGAUAGGCCUCAUUCAAAGGGUAUUCACCAGCUUGACAUUGAGACAGGAAAAAUAGUGAGCGAGUGGAAGUUUGAGAAGGAUGGGACGGACAUUUCCAUGAGGGAUAUCACUAAUGAUAGUAAAGGAGCUCAGAUGGAUCCAUCUGGCUCAACUUUCUUAGGAUUGGAUGAUAAUAGACUGUGUAGGUGGGAUAUGCGUGAUAGAAAUGGUAUAGUUCAGAACGCCGUUACUACCCCUGUGUUGAACUGGACUCAAGGGCAUCAAUUCUCUAGGGGCACAAAUUUUCAGUGCAUUGCUACAACAGGUGAUGGGUCGAUUGCAGUUGGUUCACUUGAUGGGAAAAUCAGACUGUACUCGAUCAGUUCCAUGAGACAGGCAAAGACAGCUUUUCCUGGGCUUGGUUCACCCAUUACUCAUAUUGAUGUUACUUAUGAUGGGAAGUGGAUAUUGGGUACUACUGACAAUUACUUGAUUUUGAUAUGUGCCUUAUUUGAGGACAAGGAUGGCAAGAUGAAGACUGGUUUCACUGGCCGUAUGGGUAAUAGGAUAUCUGCUCCUAGGUUGUUGAAGCUAACUCCUUUGGACUCUCAUAUUGCAGGAACAAAUAAUAAGCUUCGUAAGGCACAGUUUUCUUGGGUGACAGAGAACGGGAAGCAGGAGCGCCACUUGGUUGCAACAGUGGGAAAGUUCAGUGUGAUAUGGAAUUUCCAGCAGGUGAAAGACGGGUCCCACGAAUGCUACCAAAACCAGGUAGGAUUGAAGAGCUGCUAUUGCUACAAGAUUGUUCUAAGAGAUGAGUCCAUCAUAGACAGUUGCUUCAUGCAUGACAAGUUUGCAGUCACUGACUCUCCGGAAGCUCCCCUCGUGGUCGCCACCUCUCUCAAAGUUAGCUCUUUCAGUAUUUCAUCAGCAACGAACAGGCGCCUACAAUUAUAGGAGCCCCUGCCCCUUUUGUCCGUUUCCGCACCGUCUUUCUGUUUAUUCAUCCUUAUUAUAGAACAACAUAUUUCAUGUGUCUUUGGCUGUUGCUUGAAAAAGAAAAUGUAUAUUUGGAAGCCAUUAAAAAGAGGAUGCUCUUCCUCUAACCCGUUUAGGGCUAGUUCACUUAAGUCCAGUAAUGCUGUUGUUGUAUUAGCAACUGCUCUUUGUUUUUUCAUCUAAAUAUGUGUAAUGCAUUGGUGUGAUAUUCUAAUUUCUAAAUGCAAUUAUUAUGUCUGAAUGUUGGUCUUUUCACCUAUUAGGCCUCAAUUCUAUGAAAAGAUUAUUGAGCUCAUUGAGCACAAC